AUGCCGUCGGUACAGACCGUCAAAGAAAUCUACAUUGACAGCUUUCUAGAAAUGCUGGACUAUCCACAGAUCCAUACACCCGACGACCAAGCGGACUUUGCUGAUGGUCUGGAGUCUCUGUACGCCAAACACGCUAACGUCUUGGUUCAAAUGGCCAAGGGAGCUUUUCAAUUGCGCAAAGCCGUAAGGUCUGGUCAAGUAAAAGGCAGCCGCAACAACGAAGAUAAUGACGACGACCGCCAUCACGUGUCCUUUGAAUGUAUGGAAGAAUGCCAUAAAUUCCUCGAUCGAUUCUAUACAUCCCGUAUCGGUAUUCGCGUUUUGGCUGGACAAUACUUGGCCUUGCACAGCAACCAUGCCUCGUCGGGAUCAAGCUUGAGUGACGAUACACCUAACAAGCACGACGACAAGUAUAUUGGUAUGAUAUGCCUGAAAACUUCGCCGUCAGCCAUUGUCCGCCGGGCCGCUAGUGACGCAACCACCAUGUGCUUACGCAAAUACGGGAUAGCUCCACGAGUAGUGGUCCAAGGGCGGCUCGAUUUGACCUUUCCUUACAUACCCACUUAUUUACACUACAUUUUACUCGAACUGCUCAAGAACGCCCUGAGAGCCACCACGGAACACCAUGCAUCCCUUGCUGGUCCUUUACCAUCCGUUACUGUCGUAAUUGCCGAUGGGGAUGACAAUGAAGAUGUGGUGAUUAAGAUUAUGGACGAAGGUGGAGGGAUCCCCAGAUCGCGAAUCGAAAAGGUCUGGUCGUACCUCUACACGACAGCCGAUCCCUCCAUACAAGAAGGCUUUAUUGGAGAGAAUGAUCACAGCAGUGCUUCACCGAUCGCUGGACUGGGAUAUGGUUUGCCAAUUUCGCGUAGCUACGUGCGGUAUUUUGGUGGCGAUAUGGAUUUGAUGUCCAUGGAAGGAUAUGGGACGGACGCCUUUUUGUAUUUAAAGCGCAUCGGUGAUUCGAAAGAACCCUUGCCUGUUUAA
Messenger RNA from Phaeodactylum tricornutum CCAP 1055/1, 987 nucleotides. RefSeq lists its product with no specific name. Bases 1 to 987 code for a protein of 328 amino acids. Gene Ontology annotation, biological process: protein phosphorylation; regulation of glucose metabolic process. NCBI's taxonomy places the organism in Eukaryota, Bacillariophyta, Bacillariophyceae, Surirellales, Neidiaceae. The transcript has a single exon. The record is from RefSeq and is a predicted model, not a curated record. Gene Ontology annotation, cellular component: mitochondrion. Gene Ontology annotation, molecular function: pyruvate dehydrogenase (acetyl-transferring) kinase activity.